This is a messenger RNA of Suillus subaureus, 502 nucleotides long. RefSeq lists its product as uncharacterized. The transcript has a single exon. The record is from RefSeq and is a predicted model, not a curated record. NCBI's taxonomy places the organism in Eukaryota, Fungi, Basidiomycota, Agaricomycetes, Boletales, Suillaceae. Bases 192 to 398 code for a protein of 68 amino acids.
CUUCACUUACGACAAUUUUUCAAGAGCGUUCCUCUCGCAAAAGCGCGAAGGAAUCAGAAAGCACGACAGCAUGUUUCCAUUGGGUCUAUCAAGUCAACCUAACCAACAUCAUACAAUUUUUGUCAAGUAACAAUACAGAAAGUACUAGGUCAAUAGACCAACGACGAAGUCACAAAGUGAGUACCUAGAAAAUGAGACGUCAGGUAAGAAUUAACAACGAUGAGAUGCGUUCCCUCAGGAAGAACAGUUUGUCCAUCAUAAAAAUCGGACAUAUGCUUGUAUGUUAUAGAGCAUCUCGGGGAAAGGGGAGGAUCAUGGCGGAACACUCACCAGUACUACAUUAUUAUACAUCCAUCACAGGAAGACCUGUAGAAGAGAAAAGAAGAGUAAGCAAGUGAUGCAGAUGAACACGGAGAAAUGAAGAUGAGAAUCAGUUGGUGAUGCAUGUUACGAGUGAUGGCUCAUUGGAGACCGUCGCCGACUCGAGGAUGGAAAGUAUCGU